AUGAACUACAUACUUACCUCUACUACAACUACCGAGAGAUCCGCACCUACUAUUACCACUACUGCUACUACUACCUCUAUUAUGUCUCAGCCGAUUGUUCCGGUCGACACCACGGCCAACAAACCGCCGAGGAAGCGCAAUGUGAUUACACGCGGGAGGACGGGUUGUUUGACUUGUCGGAAGAGGAGAUUGAAGUGUGAUGAGAAUAAGCCCGGGUGCAAUAAUUGCAGGCGUAUCAAGGCUGUGUGUGAAGGCUACAACCAGAAGAUCACCUUCAAAGACCAGACGAACUUGACUGUCGAAAAAGUCAAAAAGGCUGCUAGGAAGAAGGCACAGGCGUCGAAUACCGCUAAGGAAGAUACUAGCAGCGACGAUACAUCGACAUUCAGUGCUGAGGAGGUGCCUUCUACGGCCAAAGUCACACAGCAACAAGCGUCAUUUCCGCCAGCUCAGUUUGUGGAUUGCUUUGUUGGUCUCACGUCGCCUGAGACUGUACUGAAUGACAGCUUCGAUUCGCAGGAUGGGCUCGUGUUCCAGGACAGCCUUCUUGCAACUCCACCUAUGUCGACAUUGGAUGAUUUGCUAUCGUCGCCUGCUAUGAUCUCUUCGAAUACUGGCUACAUGACACCCACCUCGCCAGCCUCGAUCGACUUCCUCGCUUCUCCCACUCAGGUUGUCUCCAACGCGACGCUCAGUCUCGCGGGAGCAUUUGAGUUUCCGGAGGACUAUACAUAUUUUCAAUAUUCCGCUGGAGGCAGCUUCUCCAGCAUCUCAAAAAUUCUACCAUUAGCAGAACUAUUCCAAUCAGAACCCAUGUCGUCCCAUGUGUAUGAUGCAGCGAUAGCUCUAGCUGCACUUACUCUAUCCAACUCCAAGUCACAGCCUGCCAACGCCAGAUCUAUACGCCGGCACGCGUUCCAUCACAGCGUAAAGGCUAUACAGAGCAUGCAGAAUGAUUUGACACAAACUGGCAAGCUGGGGACAUCGACGUCAUCAAAUGUUCUCCGUGCAGAUGCAGCGCUCUCGCUCUUCGCCACGACCAUGUUAGCGGCCAAUUUCGAGCUCCAGCGGAACUCCGUCUUGCACUGGUACUCGCAAAUGCGAGGCGCCGCAUUGUGUCUCAGUGCUACAUAUACGGAGCUGAUGAAGAAAAAUACGGGGAUGUUGCUGAUCCGUGCAUUUUCACGGAUGGCGCUCUUACUCCGUUUGUAUAAUGAGGAGUAUUCCGUGACGACGCCAGCUUUCAUGCCGGAGCAUCUCUCAAACUGGCUGAACAAACUCCUCCGCGAGUCAUCCAACUUGCACGACCGAAUCCUCCUCUUCGUCGAAGAAGUCACAGCCCUUGAGAUACAAAAGCGCCAACACCCAGCCCUCGAAACCGCCUGGGCCGUCAAAAGUGCAGACCUUCUCCACCGACUUGAACAAUGGCGAGCCGACCUCCCCCCAUCCGAAAUCCCCGUCGACGACCACACCGGCGCCUUCCUAACUAUAUCCUCCUCCACCACCGCCAACUCAUCAACCCUGAUCCGCAUCCCCGCUCUCUACUUCCCCAAUUCCCCAGACCCCUGUAUUGCUGCCGUGAACUACGCCUCCUACCUCUGCACCCGCAUGCGCGCCCGCACCCGCUACCUACACAACCCGCACCAUCCCCCCAACUUCCUAGACCGCAUCCUGCCCCCCGAAACCGAGCAAACAGCCCUCACAAUCUGCCGCAUCGCAGCAUCCAAAUCACCCUCCCACUUUGCCGACUCCUUUACCUACAGCUAUGGCAUGCUCCCUUCCGUCGUCGGCGCUUACCGCUGGUCCAGCAACCACGGUCUCCGCGCGUGGGCGAAGAACUGGCUUAUGGGAUUCCGGACGAUUAGGGAGGGAAUUUGGGAUGUAUCGCGUACACUGAGGUUGAUUAAGAUGAUGGAUGAGCAGGGCAAUGGUCAGGGACGGGGGAAUGGGCAGGCGUUUGUGGCGAUCAGGGCGAUUGAUGAGCCAGUUGAUCCGUCGCCGGAGGCGGAGGAGGGGGAUAGAGAGGGGCCGUUUAGGGUUGUGUUGAGUACGAGGGGGGUGGAGGGGGCAAGGUCGAAUGUUAUUAUGGUUAAUUAG
Molecule: messenger RNA, 2097 nt
Organism: Aspergillus chevalieri
Lineage: Eukaryota; Fungi; Ascomycota; Eurotiomycetes; Eurotiales; Aspergillaceae
Exons: 2
Coding region: 1-2097 (698 amino acids)
Biological process (GO): positive regulation of transcription by RNA polymerase II
Cellular component (GO): nucleus
Molecular function (GO): transcription cis-regulatory region binding; zinc ion binding; DNA-binding transcription factor activity, RNA polymerase II-specific
Source: RefSeq, a predicted model, not a curated record